This is a messenger RNA of Diatraea saccharalis (sugarcane borer), 979 nucleotides long. The record is from the annotation of a GenBank genome assembly. Lineage: Eukaryota; Metazoa; Arthropoda; Insecta; Lepidoptera; Crambidae.
AGUUCGUGUCUGACCUUACAGCAAGAUGGAGUUGUUUCUGCUUUCAUUAGUUUUGUUCGCCGGCUAUACGAAUAUGGUAGCCGCCGUCACUGCACCGACUAUGCAGCUUAAUGAUGGAAAUAAAAUUCCUAUACUGGCGUUGGGAACUUACAGUGGCACAGGAGAGGUAAUGCGUCAGACUGUUAACCGAGCAGUGGAAGUGGGCUAUAGACACAUAGAUACAGCAGCGCUCUACCAAAACGAAGCUGAUAUUGGAAAAGGAAUAGAUGACGUCAUCAAAAAGGGGCUGGUAAAGAGGGGGGACCUCUUUAUCACUACCAAGCUGUGGAACGAUAAACAUGCUCGUGACCAAGUGGUGCCAGCUCUGAGAGAGUCGCUAGCCAGACUGGGGCUAGACUACGUGGACCUGUAUCUCAUACACUCUCCAGCCUCUGAAAAUCCUGAUGGCAGUCCUGCUAAUAUUGACAUUCUAGAAACAUGGAAGGGAAUGGAGGAAGCGAAACAGUUGGGAUUGGCCAAGUCUAUCGGAGUAUCUAAUUUUGAUGUGGAACAGGUCAAAAGGAUCAUAGACAACAGUCAAAUUAAGCCUGCUGUCAACCAGAUUGAGGUUCAUGCAACGUACACUCAAGAACCUUUAGUCUCCGCAAUGCAGAAGCUGGGCGUAGCUGUAAUGGCAUACAGUCCCUUCGGAUUCUUAGUAAACCGGGGAGAAUCAUCAGCACCCCCUCCUCAGACCGACGAUCCAAUUUUAACGAAAAUCGCUCAGAAGUAUGGCAAAAGUACACCGCAAGUUAUACUGCGGUAUUUAAUCGACCGCGGCACAAUCCCGAUCCCCAAGAGUACCAAUAAGGACCGCCUGCAGCAGAAUAUCAAUGUAUUCGAUUUCUCUCUUACCCCAGAAGAAGUAGCAACUAUCAAUAAGUUUGACGUCAACAGAUCUGUAUUUUCUUAAAGCACAAUAAAAUAUGGUUCUAACGGU